UGCUUUGUACUGCCCAUUAAUGUGCUGCACAAUUUAUUCUGUUGCAUCCUGAACCAGAUCCUGCAUAGCUCACACAGCAAAAGGGCAACUGUUUGGAAAAACCAUCAUGGCUGAAAAAACCCCCAAGCUUUACUACUUCAAUGGAAGAGGCAAGAUGGAAUCUAUCAGAUGGUUAUUAGCUGCAGCUGGUGUUGAGUUUGAUGAAGUAUUUUUGGAAACCAAGGAGAAGUAUGAGAAAUUAAUUAAAGAUGGAUAUUUACUUUUUCAACAAGUUCCUAUGGUGGAACUAGAUGGCCUAAAGCUUGUACAGACAAGAUCCAUCCUGAGCUACAUAGCUGCUAAAUACAACCUGUAUGGAAAAGACAUAAAGGAGAGAGUCAAGAUUGACAUGUACUCUGACGGAGCAACUGACCUGAUGAUGCUGAUUAUUUCCCAAGCUUUCCUCCCUGAAGCUGACAGAGCAAAGCAAGGCGACCUUGUAAAAGAGAGAGCAUUAAACAGAUACCUUCCAGUCUAUGAAAAGGCUUUAAAGGAACAUGGUCAACACUACCUGGUCGGGAAACAAUCUUAGUUGGGCUGAUAUCCAGCUUCUGGAAGCCAUUUUUGAUGGUAGAAGAGCUACAUGAUGACAUCUUAUCUGGGUUUCCCUCACCUUCAGG
This is a messenger RNA of Bombina bombina (fire-bellied toad), 659 nucleotides long. Its product is annotated as glutathione S-transferase A4. The record is from RefSeq and is a predicted model, not a curated record. Gene Ontology annotation, molecular function: glutathione transferase activity. NCBI's taxonomy places the organism in Eukaryota, Metazoa, Chordata, Amphibia, Anura, Bombinatoridae. The coding region runs from base 107 to 571 and encodes 154 amino acids. The transcript is spliced from 6 exons. Gene Ontology annotation, biological process: glutathione metabolic process.